This is a messenger RNA of Scheffersomyces coipomensis, 1055 nucleotides long. RefSeq lists its product as uncharacterized. Gene Ontology annotation, biological process: rRNA processing. Lineage: Eukaryota; Fungi; Ascomycota; Pichiomycetes; Serinales; Debaryomycetaceae. The coding region runs from base 141 to 1016 and encodes 291 amino acids. The record is from RefSeq and is a predicted model, not a curated record. Gene Ontology annotation, cellular component: preribosome, small subunit precursor; nucleus. The transcript has a single exon.
CUCUUCUCAAAUUUUUCAAUUUCUCUCUAUUAAUUUUUUUUUUUUUUCAGUUUAAAUAAAAGCUAUAACCAUAUAUAUUUAUAAAAAGAGUAUUUAAACUACAUUAAUAUACAUAACAACAGCUUUAUACCGAGAAUAAUAUGUCUUCAACCGGUACUGCAUCAUCCACUUUUGUGAAGAAGUUGGCAUCAAAUGAUAAGAAAACCAGAGAUGGUGCUUUGGAAUCAUUAAAGAAAUAUUUAUCUACCAAAUCAUUAUCAAAUAAAAUCACUGUAUUAGAUUACGAAAAAUUAUGGAAAGGAUUAUACUUUUCUAUGUGGUAUUGUGAUAGACCACAAGCUCAAGAAAGAUUAAGUGAAAACCUUGGAAAAUUAUAUUCUGAAAGUAUUAAAGAUCCAAAGAAUUUCUUAUUAUUUGCUCAAUCAUUCUUUAAAAUUAUGAUUAUAGAAUGGCCAAGUAUUGAUCAAUGGAGAAUUGAUAAAUAUUAUUUAUUAAUCAGAAGAGUAUUAAGACAUAAUUUCAAAUUUUUAAAAUUAAAUCAUUGGGAUGAAGAACUUGUAAAUAAUUGGGUUAAUAUAUUGGUUCAAGAUAAUGGGAUAUUAUGUGGUGAUAAAUCAAUUGCCAUGGCUUUACCUUAUCAUAUUUGUGAUAUCUUCUUAGAUGAAUUAGAAUUAAUCAUAUUUGAAGAUAUUCAAGAAGAAGCAUUAAAUAAAGAUGAUGAAGAUUAUCUUGAAAAAUAUCAACAAUCAAUAACUACAAAAAUAAAUAUUUGUUCAGAAAUACCUAUUAAGUUAUUGAUAUCACCAUUUGAAACCUUAAACAAACAAGCACCAUUAAAGACAUUAAGAGAAAAAUGUAAAGAAGAAGUAUUGGACGAUGAAAGAUUAAUAACUUGGAAUGUUAUUGAGGAAGAUGAUGAUGAAGAAGAAGAUAGUGAUGGUGAUAGUGAUAAUGAAGAUAAUAAAGAUGAUGAAGAUGAUGAAGAUGAAGAUGAAGAUGAAUGGACUGGGUUUUAAUAGCAAAAUCAUGCCAUAUCAUCAUGUCAUAUCAUAUAG